AUGGAGGUGUUGGAUGUCCUAAAUCUGGGCGAAAUUGCCCAGUAUUUUUCAAAAAUGGCAAUGUUUCCCGUUUUUGAUCUUGCAUAUUACAUUGUGUCCAUACUCUACCUCAAGUAUGAGCCAGGGUCUGUGGAGGUGUCCCGUAGAAGUCCAGUAGCUUCGUGGCUGUGUGCUAUGCUCUACUGCUUUGGGAGUUAUAUUCUGGCAGACAUUAUGCUGGGAGCCUGCCCCAUCGACUAUUUCCACAACAACAGCCACAUUCUUCUGGCCACGGCUGUGUGGUACCUCAUCUUCUACUGCCCCCUGAACCUCUUUUAUAAGUGCGUGGCAUUCUUGCCCGUCAAGCUGGUUCUGGUGGCGAUGAAAGAAGUGGUUCGAGCCCGUAAAAUCGCGGCGGGCGUCCACCACGCGCAUCACGCCUACCACCACGGCUGGUUCAUCAUGGUCAUCACCGGAUAUGUCAAAGGCUCGGGUGUGGCCCUGAUGGCAAACUUUGAGCAACUGCUGCGUGGAGUUUGGAAACCGGAGACCAACGAAAUUCUCAACAUGUCAUUCCCAACCAAAGCCAGUCUGUACGGAGCCAUUCUCUUCACCCUUCAGGAGGCUCAUUGGCUCCCUGUGUCAAAGAGCACCCUCAUCUGUCUGUUUACUCUCUUCAUGGCCACCACUAAGGUAACUCUGACAGCUCGUCACUCGCACGGUUCUCCCUUCGCCCUGAUCGAGUCCUGGGUGUGUCACCUCCUGUUCGGAUCUCCUCUGAGCGUCGCCGAGGACGCCCACGAUCACCACGCCCCUCCGCCCGCCGCCGCCCCGGCUGUGCCCCUUUUUCCCGCCAAAACCAAGGAAGAAUUGAGCGAAGGAACCCGCAAGAGGAAGUCCAAGAAAGCCGAGUAG
Molecule: messenger RNA, 894 nt
Organism: Chanos chanos (milkfish)
Lineage: Eukaryota; Metazoa; Chordata; Actinopteri; Gonorynchiformes; Chanidae
Gene: tmem38a
Product: transmembrane protein 38A
Exons: 6
Coding region: 1-894 (297 amino acids)
Biological process (GO): potassium ion transmembrane transport
Cellular component (GO): membrane
Molecular function (GO): potassium channel activity; identical protein binding
Source: RefSeq, a predicted model, not a curated record